CCUGUGUGUAUGUGUGUGUUAUGUUGUGGCGCGGCGGUACUCCGUACUUAAGGCGAUCUAGCGGACUUAAGGGGGACCCGACAACUUUCCCGACACUGCCUACGUUACGUCAACUUCAUGUCAUCUUAACCACCUCAAAAGGAUCAUUUGUGGCCGGUGUGACAUUCCACACAAACAUGUAGCUACAGGCAGACGGCAGGCGAGCUAGGGCGGCGUCAGGAACACAGCAUGGCUGCCACGACUGGCUCCAACGUGCAGCAGAAAAUAGCAGAAGUUCUGGAGGGUAUGACCUUCCCAGCUUAUAUGAACAAUGCAGAGAACACAAAGAUAAGUACCCCAGUACUAACAGACAUUGACUCAGUGAGACAGUGGCUGGAGGACCUGAGGUGGAUGACAGAGACAGAGUGUAUGACAGUGUUACAGGGCAAGUCUAUCCAGGCAGAGGAUGGGGACAGUCUACCUUCUCCUGUCAGGAAUACCAAAGAACACAUAAAGAUGGUGAGAAAAAGGGCUCAUAUCAUCACAGCAGAGUGUGCCAAAUUGUUUCAUAAACUUGACAAAGAGAGGUGGAAGAAAGUUCACAGCAACGCCUUAAGAAUUACGUGCACAAUCCGGUCACUCCUACAUGACAUCAGCGCUCACAGCCCAAACCUGGCCAUAGACGUGUUCCAGCAACAACAAGUGGUCAUGGAGGAGUGUGCACAACUCAUUAAACAUGUGGAAAGUAUUGGAGAGAUCAAUGGAGAAAAGCCCCAGAAGCUGCCCAUGGUCCACUCCCUCACGUGCCUGGGUCAGGCUUUCACACGGCUUAUAGACAAGGUCCUGGCUCAUGAAGUUAGGAUCAUAGUUGAGGGUGUGGCAGACUCUCCCAGUGCCUACUGCAUCAAGGCCUCCAUCACCAGUCUGGUGGGCGUGGCUCAGGGAGAACCUCAGAUGUGCCACCUCAUAGUCAAGGAGGGUGGUGUUCGAGCCCUGUUCACCAUCUGUAGACAAGACACUGCCAACUUUGUCAAGUCCCAGGCUCUGAGAGCUGUGGCCACAUUAUGUUCUGUACCUGAAGCCAUAGCUGAAGUAGAGAAGGUUGACGGUGUGGGGUGCUUGACGGACAUCCUGUGUGACCCGCUGACCACAGAGGCGACGAGGACAGAGGUGGCCGGAGUGGUGGCACAGAUCACAUCCCCCAUGCUGGACCACUACAGACAUGUGUCUGGAUUUAUAGAGAACAUGGAGGACCUCCUCAGGGGACUUAUAGGACUGUGUGAGACAGCCAGUUCUCCCGAGGUGUUUCUCCUGGGCUCAGCAGCCAUCGCUAACAUCACGUUCCUGGACUCCAUGGCAUCAGAGUUCCUGGCCAGGUACCAGGUUGCUCGGGUUCUCGUAACCUCCUCAGUACGUCUUAAAGUGUCCUCCAUCUUCAUCAAGGAUCAGUUGUGUACAGUGUUAGCCAACGUUGCUAUGUUGGAGCAGUGUCGGGAGGAUAUCAUACAGUGCAAUGGGGUGGCUGUGUUGGUCGGGUUCUUACACGAGAAGCCGCCGUACAACAAGCAGACAGAACGGGUGGCCUGCGAACGGGUCCAGCAGAAGUCAGCCAUCGCGCUGGCCAGACUGUGUAAGGACGUCAUCACCGCAGGAGUGGUCAAGCAACUAAAAGGCUUACAGAGACUAGUGGAACUAUGCAGAAAGCCAAAGGAGAGAAACUACAGUGAUUCAGUCCUAGUUGCUUGCCUGGCCACCCUCCGUAAGCUGGCUAGUGUCUGUGGUGAGGAUGAGUUUUCCCAGGAAGACCUCAUCCAGCUGGUCCAACCACGACUCAUCGACUCCUACCUCAUCUGUUCAUCUCUACAGGAGAGUUUUGUAUAACAGAAACUCAACUUUACUGUAGUAACCAACCUCAAACAAAGUUAAAAAGCCAACCAAGACCCUGUUCACACUAAGAAAUGAUUCGGAUUGAUCAUUGAGUCGUUAAAAAAUCAGCAAAAUGGUUCAUUUUUGCAGUGUGGAUGUUCCCUUUUGUCCGAAAUGAUUAAAAAGUAAACCACCUCCAGAGGUAGUUCAACAUAUUUGCGGUGGACUGGAUUCGACCAAACUGCGAAUGUGAAUGCAAAAUGUCUUGGCUUCCGACUUGCUUCGGUAGCAUGACACGAUGUGCAACAAACACCAUUCCUUAAUCCUUUCGAGUGCGGGCGCAAUUUGGAUCAGCAAAGUGAACGCAUUUGUCAAUUCGGAUAGAUAAUUUCUGAAAUGAUUCGAUGAUCAAUCAGAAUAAUUUUUUGUCAGUGUGAAUGGGGUCUUACAUGCAGUGCCUUUGUUAUGUCAAGUGGCCGAGUGGCUGGGCUAAUGAACAUGAGAUCAAGAGGUUGUGGGUUCGAUCCCCGGCAUUCCUGGCUGAAUGUUGUAUAGCAGAAACUCCACUGUAGUUACCAACCUCAAACAAAGUUUAAAAAGCCAACUUGCAGUGCCUUUGGCAAUGUGACCUCAAGUAGCCAAGUGGCAAGGCCAGUGAACACAACAUCGAGAGGUUGUGGGUUCGAUCCCUGGCAUUCCUAAGGGCUGACAUCAAAUGAAGUUUGAAGCUAACUUAAUUUAUAGUGCCUUUCUUUAUAUUAUACUUUUAUAUUAAGAUUUUACCAAAAUCACAUUUGGAAAGCCUAGUUACAUUACAUGUAUGGUACAACAUGCUACAAUGUAUUUAUAGGAGGCUUUUUAACUACCUCACUUAACACUCAAUUUGUUGCAUUGCGUAGUGUAAUAAUAUUUCACUCACAAAAUCAAAUCAGUGUUUCACAUACAUGUAUAUAUAGUAUAUAUAGCCUUUGUAGCUUCUCAAAAUCAUGAUUAAAAUUUUUAGAUCCAAUUUGAGGUCUCUUAAGCCUAAAUCUUAUUCAGAAAUGCAAAAUCAGGGUACUAACAUUUAAAAUCACAGACUUCAGACUCAUACAGAAUCUUUCACAGACUGAAAUUCUCAAACUUUUACUCACAGUCAUUUAAAUGGCAGUUGUACUUAGAUAUAAAUUGUCAUUGCCAAUAUCUAUAUAUUAGUCCUUUAAAUUUGUGGAAGUAGAUUUAAUGAACAAAGAUGAAGUUAUGUUGUCAACCAGAACCCUUGAAAAUGUAUGUAGUUGUAUGAUAAUUUGUAUUCCAUGUACUUGCCUUGUCAACAGUGCAUGUUGUAUACAUAUAGUUUCAUCAAGGUGUGAAUCAAUUUAACAUUAUAUAGUUUUUAUAUAACCUUAUUUUACCAAAGAAAGGCAAAUGUAAGGCACUGUUAGGCACAUGUAAAAUAUGGCACUUUCAGGUCAAAAUUGGUAACUUUUGCAAAACAAAUUUGUCUUAUUCCUAAGACGUGUUGACACCUUGUACACUAACUGUAAUAUUACUAUCAAUACAAAUAUUUAAAAAAAAUUUACGAUCUCAGAUUUCAUAACUG
Molecule: messenger RNA, 3427 nt
Organism: Branchiostoma belcheri (Belcher's lancelet)
Lineage: Eukaryota; Metazoa; Chordata; Leptocardii; Amphioxiformes; Branchiostomatidae
Product: protein inscuteable homolog
Exons: 14
Coding region: 229-1860 (543 amino acids)
Biological process (GO): asymmetric cell division; regulation of asymmetric cell division; apical protein localization
Cellular component (GO): apical cortex
Molecular function (GO): protein binding; cytoskeletal adaptor activity
Source: RefSeq, a predicted model, not a curated record